Messenger RNA from Brettanomyces bruxellensis, 780 nucleotides. RefSeq lists its product as uncharacterized. The coding region runs from base 1 to 780 and encodes 259 amino acids. Gene Ontology annotation, cellular component: cytoplasm; nuclear exosome (RNase complex). The transcript has a single exon. Lineage: Eukaryota; Fungi; Ascomycota; Pichiomycetes; Pichiales; Pichiaceae. The record is from RefSeq and is a predicted model, not a curated record. Gene Ontology annotation, biological process: RNA processing. Gene Ontology annotation, molecular function: RNA binding.
AUGUCCCAGCCACAGGCAGUGCUACCGGGCCAACCCAUAGUUCCCAUUAUUUCGGCCAAAAAGAAGGCCAAAUAUCUUGCUGGCAGAAACUGCCGCAUAGAAAACAUAACAUUCAAUGGAUCUGGUGUUCCUUCCAUUGUAUCCUCGGUGGUUGGAAAAACGAGUGUCACUAAAAAAGAGCCUUUAGAGACAUCUAAAGAAUCGGAUAAGAGUGAUAGCUACGAUGAAUACGUUGUGAAUGUUUUCUCAAAGCACGAUCCAGAGUAUGUUUUGCCAGAAGAUGGAACCUCGGAGUUCAACUACGUCCCUACUUUAACCUCAAGCACACCAAAGCUAAACGACUUGGUUUUGGCAAGGGUCAUGAAAGUUUCAAUGGAUAGAGUGAAAGUGGAGAUCAUUAGCAUAGAUGCUGAUUCCGAGGGUUCGCACGUUAACGCGAAGGAGCUCAUGCUUGCCAAUUUUGCCGCAAACGAAAAUAAUGAACGCUUCAAAGGCAUUAUACGAUCGGUCGAUAUAAGGUCCACAGAAAGAGACAAGGUUAAGACAUGGCAGUGCUUCCAGCCGGGAGAUAUCAUCCGUGCACAGGUGAUCUCUCUAGGAGACGGGAUAAACUACUACUUGAGUACGGCUAAGAACAACUUGGGGGUAGUGUUGGCAAGACCUUCAGGUGAGAAUACUUUUGCUGAGUCCGGAAAGUUGCUCUAUGCAUUGGACUGGCAAACAAUGAUAGUUCCAGAAACGGGCGAUCUUGAACAGAGGAAAUGUGCAAGACCAUUUUGA